Messenger RNA from Oryzias latipes (Japanese medaka), 4375 nucleotides. It is a transcript of the gene runx2b, whose product is annotated as RUNX family transcription factor 2b. NCBI's taxonomy places the organism in Eukaryota, Metazoa, Chordata, Actinopteri, Beloniformes, Adrianichthyidae. The record is from RefSeq and is a predicted model, not a curated record. Gene Ontology annotation, molecular function: ATP binding; RNA polymerase II cis-regulatory region sequence-specific DNA binding; DNA-binding transcription factor activity, RNA polymerase II-specific. Gene Ontology annotation, cellular component: nucleus. Gene Ontology annotation, biological process: ossification; neuron differentiation; regulation of cell differentiation.
CCAUCCGCAAAGGCGAAAUUAACCCCUGAAUUUUUUCUUUUUUUUUUUCAUAAAACCAAACUGGGUUGUUAUUUGCGGUCAUCCAAAUAGUUGAUACGUAAAAGCGCUCUUAGUGGAUCCAACUUUUUCCUCUUCAUGACAUGCUGCGUGCUCUUGGUUUAGGACGUGUCAAGGGUCACCGAAACCACAGAGGAGCAAAAGUGGGGCUUGCUGGAACCAGAGGCAGCUAUGGCAUCCAACAGUCUUUUCAGCACAGUGGGACCAUGUCAGCAGAACUUCUUCUGGGAUCCCAGCGCCACUCGGAGGUUCAGUCCGCCGUCCAGCAGCCUCCAGCCGGUCUCUGGGAAGAUGAACGAUGUGAGCCCCCCGGCCGGGCAGCCGGACGCAGCGGCGGCGGCGCCAAGGCUGCGCCCCCACGAGAACCGCAGCAUGGCCGAGAUCAUAGCCGACCACCCGGCGGAGUUGGUCCGGACCGACAGCCCGAACUUUCUUUGCUCGGUCCUGCCCUCCCACUGGCGAUGCAACAAGACGCUGCCUGUCGCCUUCAAGGUGGUUGCCCUCGGGGAUAUACCUGACGGGACGGUGGUUACUGUGAUGGCGGGCAACGACGAGAACUACUCGGCAGAGCUGCGAAAUGCUUCGGGCGUGAUGAAGAAUCAAGUUGCGCGCUUCAACGACCUUCGCUUUGUGGGCCGCAGUGGCAGAGGCAAGAGCUUCACGCUGACAAUCACAGUAUUCACCAACCCACCACAAGUGGCGACUUACCACAGAGCUAUAAAGGUCACAGUGGACGGGCCGCGUGAGCCCAGGAGGCAUCGUCAAAAGCUGGAGGACCCUCCAAAAACAGGCUUGUUUCCGGACCGACUUGAGCUGGAAAGGAUGCGAGUGAGAGUCGCCGUUCCCACUCAACCCCCAAGGCCGUCCCUGAACACAGCCGCCAACUCCUUCAACCCCCAGGGUCAGACGCAGAUCACAGACCCUCGUCAGUCCCAGUCCUCUCCUCCCUGGUCAUACGAACAGACGUAUCCGUCCUACCUGAGUCCCAUGGCGUCCCCCUCAGUCCAUUCCACCACCCCCCUCUCCUCCAGCAGGGGCACGGGCCUGCCAGCCAUCAGUGACGUGCCCAGACGAUUGCCAGGUUCUACUGACUUGAGCCCGUUCCCCGGUCAGUUCGAGCGCCAGUUCCCCAGCCUCUCGUUGACGGAGAGCCGCUUCUCCAGCCCUCGCAUGCACUAUCCGCCCACCUUCACCUACACCCCGCCCGUCACCUCCGCCAUGUCGCUGGGCAGCGCCCACUACCACACCUACCUUCCCCCGCCUUACCCGGGCUCCACCCAGAGCCAAAGCGGACCUUUCCAGACCAGCAGCACACCCUAUCUCUACUACGGCGCUUCCUCCAACUCCUACCAGUUCUCCAUGGUUCCGGGCGGAGACCGCUCGCCGUCUCGGAUGAUCCCGCCUUGCACUAGCGCGUCCACCGGUACCUCGCUGGUGAACCCCAACCUGCCCAGCCAGACAGAAGGAGGGGUGGACGGCGACGGAAGUCACAGUAAUUCUCCAACUGUUCUCAACCCUGGAGGUCGAAUUGAUGAAGCAGUCUGGAGGCCGUAUUAGAGGAAAAGUGGGUGGAGAGAGGAUGGAAAAAGCACAAAACCUUUUCAAUUUUACGUUUAAAAAAAAAAGGGUUUUUUGGGGGGGCUCUCCUCAGCGAUCUCUACCUGUUGCAUGGAAAUUAAAGUAGAGAUAAAAAGAAACACAGACCUGCAAGAACUUGUCUUCCUGGAAUGUGUUUUGACCACGGCACCACAAAGGGAGUGAUUCUCACAGCAAUAAUAAUAAGAAAAAAACUCUUCUGCUUGAGCAGAGUCAUGCGGAUAAGACUAUAUUUUCAGUUUUAUAUCGGUCUAUAAAACCAUACAACAAUCUUUGUAAAAGACUGCCUCUUUUGUACUCCAUUAUGGCUUUUUGCAGAGCAUGUUUUUGUACUUUGACAAUAUCAAGAUGCAAGUUGAGCACUGAGUAGCAAGUGAGGAACACUUAUGUUACCUUAAGUUGUGUGGAAUUUGCUUUAAACCAUUUAAUUUAACUUGUAUAUUGUGGGUGAGACGUUGUAGAUUGAAGCGAUUUAACUUAUAAAGCCAUAAAUUAUGUUGUAUUGUAUUUGAAACUUGAGUCAAAGAAGUGUAAUCUGAAUAUUUUUGUUUCAUCUAAGUUAAUUUUUUUUGUUUUUGAUAGGUAAUUUAAAAAGAUUGAGAGGUUUACGUUUUUGUUUUUUCUGCAUCUUGUAGCACCCAAACAUGGAAAUGACUUGGAAUAUGAAGCGUGUGAGUGUUGCAACAAUGCUCCUUCUGCUCUGAAACCCACUUUGACUGAUCCACGCCUUUCGAGGCCGGCUUCAUCGCCGGGCGUCGACACACAUUUGGCUCCAAAUGAAGACGUUUGGUAUUUCCCGAGCAAUGACUCGCAUUCUUCCUGUAGGCGAAACACCACGAAAGCCGAAAAAUCACUUUCCUUUGUGGGGAAAUGCAUCUGAACUUCUACGAUAUUUUCUCAUCUGAAAUGCUUAAUUGUGUGUUUUUUAUCAAAGAAGAAGGAAAAAUUGCCCAAAGAUGACCACAGAUGUAUGAAAACAGACUCAGGACUGGAAUACUUGGAUAAGACCAUAGAUUUGAUACUUAAUUUACAUUUUUUAUUGAAAACAGGCAGCCUGUAAACUGGGGGGGGGCUUUUUAAACAAAUCACUUAAAGGUAGUAAAAUCAAUCAGGCAUUUAUACCUAACAAGAUAUCCUAUAAUAAUAUAUAAAAAUCUAAAAACAAGGCGUUCCACAAAAGCGUUAAAAAGGGAUAAAUACUCUGAUAGAUUUACUUCAAACUGAUGUUUUACAGUCAAACAAUAAGUAUUUUUUGUUAGUUUUAAGCAAAUUGUAUUUUCUGAUUUUUAUGAACCAGAACAAUUUUGAUUACAGACACACAAAAAACUAGUGUAAUAAUGCAAAUGACUUGUUUUAGAACAAAAUGUAAGCAAAAUGAGAAUCUCAGUACCCAUCUAGCACUUAUUCUUAGAACAUAGUUUUCGUUUCCAAAACAAUGACAAUGAUAUUUAUUAAACUUAAAAAUACAAAACAUUUGGGGUUUUCUUGAGUCUUAAAUCAAGUUUCUUUUCUAUUGUCAAGAGUUUGGAGCAAAAGGAUUUGGACUCAUUUUAAUAAUAGUUUUCUUCAUUUUUAGAUCCUACCUCUUAAUGAGACAAACAAUUCUCGGAUUUUGAUAAAAGUGCAGAGCAAAGAGAAGUUAAAACAUGGUCAAAUGUUUAUUAAUAAGAUUAAAACAUGGUGCAUCAAAUAGUUAGCAGUGUAGAAGCACAAUAAUGAUGACAGUGACAGCUUCAACAAAACUAAGAUCACUUUUAUUUGAGUUUCAAACUUUAAAAAGGAGAUGAAAAAUUCCUUCCCUGAUAUUCCUUCAGGCUUUUAUUUAUCUCCAGAUCAUUUUUACCCGGAAGCAGUUUCUUGCCCUCCUAAGAGGGGGGUAUUUUGCAUUCCACGUGAGUUGCUUUAAAAGUGCUGAAGUUCAAGUGCAAAAUCACAAAGAUGAUUGGAUUCAGCUGCUGGCAGCAAACGGCAAACCAAAAGAUAUGGGAGACCUGUGUGUGUUUGUUUCAUGAAGCACUUAUCUGGGCUUGACUCGUGAGCGGCACUUGCGGGCGUCUGCCAGCAGGGCUCGCGGUUUCAGUCCUCAGUGCAGCCUUGACACUCACAGAAUGGAUAACACUUGGCCAAACAAACCAUUCACACUCAGAGCUGAAUCUAAUCUCAGUUGGUUUUCAUUAUUAUUUUUAAUUUGGGGAAAAACUUGACUCCGUCUACAUUUUUCAUUUUGCAAAGAAUUUCCCCACAUUUUACAAUUAUUAUUUUUUUAACCUGCGUUGUGACUUUUUUUUUCGUUAAUCUGUUGCCAUGGAAACAUCACAUUUUUAACAAACCCAGAUGGAUUUUUAUAAACUGUUUACAAAACUUCGCAGCACUGAGAUUCUCCUCUGCCUUCAUGUUCUAUUGUGUCCAUUUUUGAUUUUUUUUUAUUGUUGUCAUAAAAAAAUGUGUAUUAUUUAAUGAUGGACAAGUAUAAUAACCAGGAACCGUGCUUUCUCUUUCUCCCAUGUAAAGCUUGAAUUCUUUUGCUUUUCUUCUUCCUCUCAUGAGCAGGAAUCAAACGUUUCUGCUUUCAUAACAAUCAUGAAUUUUUUGUUUUAUUGUUUUCUUUUGAAGGGACAGACAACAGUGAGUGAAAUUGGCAUUGUGAUUGUACAUUGUUAAGAAUUAAAGCAGAUAUUUUGUAACUUAAUUUUUUUAAUGUUAAAAUAAUUUCUUCAUAAAA